UUCCACUUUGCGAUAGAACUGGCUGCUUUUUACCGUCAUCUGUUGAUGCGGAGAAACAAACUUUUGAACUCUCUGAGCUCUGGACAUCUGACCCCUGGGUGCUCGCUGGCUGCUGCUUCAAGCUGUUGUGGGGCCGGGGCUGUCAGCACCAUGAGCAGCUUCAGGGCUGCCUUCGUCUUCUGGGCUGUGGUGGCCUGCGCUAAAACAGACCCGCCUCUAGGAGAGAAAGAAGAGACUGGAGUUCAAAGAUGCAAGAAUGCCUUGAAAAUCCCUGUGCUGGAGGUCCUCCCCGGAGGGGGCUGGGAUAAUCUGCGCAACGUGGACAUGGGACGGGUGAUAGAGUUGAACUAUACCGACUGCAGAACCACAGAGGAUGGACAGUACAUCAUCCCCGAUGAAGUUUUCACCAUUCCUCAGAAACAGAGCAACCUGGACUUGAACUCGGAAAUCCUGGAAUCCUGGAUGAACUACAAGAGCAGCAUCUCUUCUUCCAUCAACAUGGAGAUCUCUGUUUUUUCCAAGGUCAAUGGCAAGUUCUCCACUGAAUUCCAGAGGAUGAAGACCCUUCAAGUGAGGGACCAAGCUGCGACGACUCGUGUUCAGGUAAGAAACCUGAUCUACACAGUCAAAAUCGACCCAGCCUCCAAACUCAGCUCAGGAUUUAUGAAGGACCUCAUGGACAUCUCUGACUUUCUAUCGAACAAUCAGACAAGAAUGGCCACCUACCUGGCAGAGCUCCUGGUCCUCAACUAUGGCACCCAUGUCAUCACUAGUCUGGAAGCUGGAGCUAUUCUCAUGCAGGAGGACCAUAUCAAGUCCUCCUUCCUCCAGGACAGUCAGAGCAACCAUAUAGGUGUGACUGCGUCUGCCGGAGUUUCCUUCUUAAACACCGUGAACUUCAAAGCAUCCGUGAACGUCACCUACCAGGAUGACUUGACCAAGAGCUACCUCGCAAACCGAACCAACUCCAGGGUUCAGAGCAUUGGAGGGGUUCCCUUUUACCCAGGCAUCACCCUCCAAACCUGGCAGCAGAGUACCACCAACCACCUGGUGGCAAUAGAUCGUGCUGGCCUGCCCCUGCAUUUCUUCAUCAAGCCGAACACGCUGCCUCAAUUGCCUGGUCCCUUGGUGAGUAAGCUGUCACAAACGGUGGAAACUGCUGUGAGACAGUAUUACAACUUCAACACCUACCCCGGGUGUACUGAUAUCAACUCACCCAACUUCAAUUUUCAUGCCAAUACAGAUGAUGGCUCCUGUGAGGGGAAAAUGACCAACUUCUCCUUUGGUGGGAUUUAUCAAGAAUGCACUCAACUCACAGGGAGCAGGAGUGCUCUCCUUUGCCAAAAGUUGCAGCAGAAGAAUCCACUCACUGGUAAUUUCUCCUGCCCUGCUGGCUACUCUCCAGUCCAUCUGCUGACUCAGGUCUAUGAGGAGGGCUAUAGUCAGUUGGAGUGUGAGGAGAAGUGCUAUUGGGUCAUCUUCUGCAGUACGGUGUGUGAAGAUGUAUUCCAGGUGUCAAAGGUUCAAUUUAGGGUUUUUUGGUGCAUGGUCAAGGACCAAGUACCUGCAAACUCAGGACUUCUUUUUGGGGGCCUCUUCAGCAGUAAGAGCGUGAACCCGAUGACAAAUUCACAGUCCUGCCCAGUUGGCUACAUCCCAGUGAGCCUCUUUGCAAGCCUCAGCGUUUGUGUUUCUCUGGACUAUGAGAUGGGAUACAAGUUUUCUGUCCCCUUUGGUGGGUUCUUCAGUUGUGCAGUUGGGAACCCCUUGUUAAAAUCUUCUGUAUCCACAGAGGGGGUACCCUCCCUGAAAAAGUGUCCCGAGGGCUUUAGCCAACACCUAGCUGUCAUCAGCGAUGGAUGCCAAGUGUCCUACUGCAUCAAGGCUGGGGUCUUCACGGGUGGGUCCCUGCCCCCCGCCAGGCUCCCACCUUUCACCAGGCCACCCCUCCUAAGUCAGAGCACCAACACUGUCUUAGUGACAAACAGAGAAAUUGCCAGAUCCUGGAUUAAAGACUCCCAGACCCACCGAUGGCGGCUGGGGGAACCUCUGGAGCUGCGCAGAGCCAUGAAAGUCAUCCAUGGGAACAGCAAAGGCCUGUCGGGAGGGGCAACAGCUGGGAUCACAGUGGGAGUCACCACCGUCCUGGCAGCUGUCAUUGCCUUGGCUAUCUAUGGCACCCGGAAAUACAAGAGAAGGGAAUACCAGUUAUUCGAGGAGGAGAGGAGGAAUUUGACUUCAGAGAUUCUACCCUCCGAAGACUUCCCCGCCUCAGAGCUGCAGCAAAGCCCAGCUUAAAUCUUCCUGGGGAAACAGUGCUGUCAUCUCUGACCACAGCUUCAGCGCACGUCUGUCAUGUCUUCCCUCUCCACUUUUGCCUUCCUAAGUAUUGAGGUGUCAAUGGAACAAAAAACAGGUAUAACUUUGUGACUUCUUAAUUAGGUCUCUGAGCCAGGAAAUGCAAUGAGCUACACGAACGAGAUUGGAGGUGGGGAGAGGGAGCAAUCUUGACUCUCACUAAGCAAAAGCUACCCCGGGGAUUAAAAUGGAGAGGAAGUGUCUUUUCCCAUAUUUGUGCAUGUGUCACAAGACAGGAGGGAGAAAAUAGAUGUCUGAAUUUGGAAUCUAUGCAUUUCGUCUGAAGUCUGCAGUGGUUUCCAAUCUGGGAGCUGUCAGAGUUCCUGUAAAGCACCAUCUCUAUUUUGUGUUUUAAAAAGCUGUCUUGAUUUUUUUUUAUGAUCCUAGAGACAGACAGAGCCCUAGAGACACAGGAAACCCCACUUGGCCACUGAUUUCAGCUUUCAGGGCUCUGGGUCAAUGGGCUACUAUCUCCCCCCAGCUCAUCUGAAAGGAAAGAUGUUGCCUAAACCAAUGCCCCUUCUCCCAGCUGCCUUAGGAUUAGGACUUCCUGAGACCAGACCACUCUUGGACUUCUGACUAGUGUCCACAAGUCCUAUGAAUAUAUUUCAACUUAUAGACUUCUACUAGGAGGCCAUGGGUGAAGAGAUUACAGGGACACAUGUAGUAAAAAAAAACUGCAAAAGACUCCGAUGCUCAGGGAAAAUUGGUAUUCUUAUUCCCAACCAGCUAACUGAUGUCCUCCUCGAGAUCGUCCUAGAUGAGGCACUGAGGGGAGAUGUCGAUUUCACAGAUCAAACAUUAUGAUUUUGUGUUCGGUGCUACCAAAAUAUACCCCCUUCCUCUUCUGUGGAUGGCCUGUACCCUUCCUGUCUUCCCAUCACAAGCCUGGGUGCAGGGGCUCAUGUGCACAGACACACCACAUUCCAACAGUAAGCGAGAAUCCACUCCAAGUAUCAUUUCCUCCCUAACCAAAACACUGUAGAAAGCACCAACUGCUUUACCUGGUAGAAAAGGGGCAGAGGUGAUCCAAUCUUUGUCUUUACAUGAACUGAAAAAGGCAUCCAGAGCCACUUGUGACAUUUAGAGCAGCUUCAGACUGAGUUUCCUGGGGCAUCUAGCAGGAUGCAUGACUGCCACCUGGAAGUGUGUGGGGCUUUGCUCAACUUGAACGCCAGUAUUGUCUAAUUGCAGUCACCUCCACAACAUCAAUGCUCCUCCACAUUAAAAAAAAAAAAUUACACAUACAUUUGCCAUAUCAGAUGUUGCCAGUGAGUUAUCUUCUAUGAAGGAUACUUUGUUCUCUCCUUGUUGAUGUUCACAAUGAAGGGUUUGAGCUGACAGCAGGCUUUUUUUCUGAAGAGCAUGUUGUCUCAGACUGUGGGAAAGUGGGAGUAAGAAAACUCAAUUCGUUUCCAACUGAGAUAGAGAACAGAUUUUGAGCCCUCUUACCUGACUGUCCAUUCAAGGACACCAAUCUCUGUAACCUCUUCCCUUUACCCUGCCCCUUAAGCAUUAAAAUGUUUCUAAAUA
Molecule: messenger RNA, 3891 nt
Organism: Marmota flaviventris (yellow-bellied marmot)
Lineage: Eukaryota; Metazoa; Chordata; Mammalia; Rodentia; Sciuridae
Gene: Mpeg1
Product: macrophage expressed 1
Source: RefSeq, a predicted model, not a curated record